This is a messenger RNA of Protopolystoma xenopodis, 579 nucleotides long. NCBI's taxonomy places the organism in Eukaryota, Metazoa, Platyhelminthes, Monogenea, Polystomatidea, Polystomatidae. The record is from the annotation of a GenBank genome assembly.
AUGGAAUUCUCAGUCCCAUAUUGUAAAACUAAUACUAGAUGGUCCCCAUCAAGUUGCAAAUCUGACCAAACUCAACGGCCUAAUGACACUGUCGCUACUACGGCCCGUCCAGGCGCCGCGCGUUCUUUCGUACCUGGACAGUCUGGCCGAGUCGACGGCAGGUCAUCUGGGGCGAGUAUGGGUGGAGAAAAAGUACAGACUGAACAUGGAGUCACAGCGCGAGUGAGUUCUGGGGCAGGGUCUGCACUGGCUAGUUCAGCGGUUACGGGUGCUAAAGCGGGGCUACCAGGCGCAUCAAAACCAGCUGAUGUCGAAAUAGACGACUUUAUUUUGUCCGGUAUUAUGGAUUUGGGGGGCAGUCGAGGCGAUGGCAGAGGUAACGAAGCCAACGAGAUGGGUGCUGGUGCCUCAGGAGCGGGCCGAUAUGGCCACCAGAGUACAGGGCAAACCGAGGAACGUGAUCAACUGGUAGAGAACAUGAGAAGAAGCAGCAAGAAGUUCGGCUCUCUGGCUGGUGGAACUGAGAUCGAGGUGAAGCGGAGUCGCAUUUUCGUGGCUCAAUAUCGCCAUUAUUCUUGA